GGAUGUCGCUGAUGGCCCCCGCCCAAUAAAACAGCUCGGCCGCCCAGCACCUUUGCCACCCACGCUUGUGAAAGCCGAGAUCCUUUACUUCCAACGUCACCGCCCGCGGCAGCCUACGCAAGCAAACCGAAAUAGAUUGAAUAAGAAGAAGACAAACGACAACCAGUCUUUUGUUUCAUCUCUUGCACUGGCGCACGCAUAACAUCCUCACUUAGUUCGCCGGUUGCAGCACUUCGGCCCAUCGCUCGACCAACACAACACAAAACACCACUCACACAACUUCACUCUGCUCGCCACAUCAUGGCCGCCGAGCUCAUCAUGCCUACCCUCCCUGGCAACCAGCAGCAGUCUCGCCAUUUCCUCCACAACCGCCCAGUCCAGCACACACGGUCGCACUCCUACCAAGUCGCCCCCGCUCCUCUCAACACCAACCUUCCAGCUCACCAUGCCUCUACGCCUCCCUCUCCCACACGGAGCGGCAGCAUGACGCCUGGUGCUCGUCCGCUAUACAUGCCCGCGGUGCUGCGGCCCAACUACGAGUUCCCUCCGCAGCCGCUGUCCAAGUCCCCCAGCGCCAACUCCGACUCGGGCUCCGACACCACCCUGCGCCGCACAAACACAGGCCUGCUCAGCUUGACCGGCCUGGGCGCCAUCGGCAACCGCCUCUCGCGCCGCUCUACCAUGGAGAGCAGGAAGAGCGUCGAGGGCGAGUGGAAUCUCGACAUGUACCCAGAGGUCAGCAACCAGCCGACUCGUAAGCAUUGGAAGCCCGAUACCGAGUCCACCAUUUGCGAUGACGCUAGAUGCUUCCGAACCUUCAACUAUUUUACCCGCCGGCACCACUGCCGCAAGUGUGGCAACAUCUUCUGUGACUCGCACUCCAACGCUACGCUCCCUCUGGACGAAGAGGCCAACUUCAACCCGCGCGCUGCCCCCUCGCGCACCUGCAAUCACUGCUUCGAACAGUUCAAGUCGUGGCAGUCUCGCCGCAACAGCGAGUCUAUCCCCUCUUCUACCGCUGCCUCGACCGUCACCCCGGCCUCUGCCGUCCCCAAGAACAUGCGUAGCCCCGCCAUGCCUGCCAACCCUCACAUGGACAACUUCAACCUCCCUGCGGCAAAGGACGUAGCGGCUUCUGUCCCCCGCGACUGGAACUGGAGCACCUUCUGAAGAAGAGACCAUCCUCCGCAAUUACCGCUACUAUUAUCACGAUACUACUCCCCCAACGGCUGCUUCCCGAACCAGCGGCUAAGGCCAUGCUGCGCUCCGGCCAUCCAUCCCCCCGCACUUGUUGCGACGGCCACCACCUACGAUACCCCGUUCAUUCGAGAACAAUCUGCUGCGAACCCAGCUCCUUUCUCGAGAGCAUUGAAAUAUGCUCAGAACGCCUUUUUCAUGUUUUUUGCUUCUUUUUUUUUUCUUACCACCCGUUUGCUGCUGCGUUUUGUCUUAUCAGCGAAGCAUAGCGAUUACCACGUACGUACGCACGGGCCAGAGAGUGAUAGCCGCUCUCCUUAUCAGCGCCAGAUGGUACCAGCAUAUACAUCUACCAGAAGAAUAUUUGCAAGAGACGCAAACUUAUAUAUAUUAUACGUAAUGAUGCAGUUAGUCUUAUCUUUUUAGUAAGAUAUUUAUUAGAGAUUUUGAAGCAAAUCCUUUUCCGACGCCGUGACUUUUAAACAUCAAUUCCAUAAAGUAUUAACACUACACCAAGGUAAUCUAUCACAGCCAUUGGCAGUCAAUCUGUACCAUAGAUUGGUGAUCAUGUAGAUAUAGUGACAACCACUAGUCCAUCUCCCAUCGGCCACUCUUACCACCAUCCUUCAACACUACCCGCAGCCCUUCCACCACCAUCCCCCGAUCUACCGCCUUACACAUAUCAUACACUGUCAAGGCCGCCAUACUCGCCGCCGUAAGCGCCUCCAUCUCUACGCCCGUCUUACCAUCACACGCUACCGUCGCUACAACCUCCACCUUGUUCCCUGCAGGAUCGAGCUCGAGAUCCACAGAGACCUUGGAGAUCGGAAUCGGAUGGCACAGCGGGAUCAGGUCUGGCGUGCGCUUGGCUGCCAUGAUGCCCGCUAUGCGUGCGACGCCCAGCACAUCGCCCUUCUUGAGUGUGUUGGAAAGAAUGAGUCCCGGGGCUGGGCUCGACUCAGAGAAGCGCACGGUGCAUGCUGCUUUGGCGAUGCGAGACGUCACGUUCUUAUCGGAAAUUGAAACCAUGUGUGCCGCGCCCGACUCGGAGACGUGUGUAAGUUUGAGUGUGCCGUCGUCGUCUUUUAAACGUCGGGCAGAGGUUGAAAAGUAGCGCGUAGAUGGGGAGAAAGUAGAUGUUGGCAUGGCGAAGUGGUUGGAUAGCAGGGCCUUGCCGCGUGGCGAGAUCGGGCCUGUUAGAGAUGGUGGUGUGUUGUGGCCUACGUCACUGUUCAGCUUGGAUAUCUUAUCACUUGUAGAAAAUGAUCGUAGAAAGAAAAAAACGCCUUUUUAUAUGCUGCGCUAUGCUGUAUGUAAUGUCCGGAAAUAUACAAAACAAAGUAGACAACUACCCACCUAUCAAAAUCAUGGGCCGGUUCUUCAUGUGCUCCAGCGUUCCGAGGCCGGCGUGUUUAGCCUUUUUUCUCUUUACCGCCAUGCCAAUGACAUCGAGCAGUUCCGCUUCGUUGGGUGGUGUACCAAGCGGUUGGCCAGUAAGUGCCGAGUUUUGCUGGCGCUCGGUUUUUAACGUCUUGAGCGCUUCAAACGCUUGUUCGUCAAUGGGCUCGCCGUUGUUGGACUGGCGGAGAAUAUCUCGUAGGGAGACUUCGGCGUUGCCAAAUAGACAGACCUUAAGAUUUCCGUCGCUGGUAAUGCGCAGGCGGUUGCAGGUACCGCAAAAGUUGUGUGUCAUGCUGGUGAUGAAGCCGAGGCGUCCCGCAAAACCUGGGAUAUGCCAUGUCUUUGAAGUGUCGUUCUUGUGGUCUUGGACUUUGCUCAGCGUCGGGUGCUGCUCCCGAAUCAUAUCCAGCAUUUCGUCGUAGCCCAGCAUCUUGCCCUUGCUCCAUUUGUUGCCGUCAAAGGGCAUGUACUCAAUAAAACGGAUCUCGAGGUCCUUUUCGCGUGUCAACUCAACAAACGGCAGGAUUUCACGGUCGUUGACGCCACGCAUGACCACGCAGUUAAUCUUGAGUUUUACGCCGGCGCCCAGCUUGUUCAUUUCCAGAAUGCGGUCGAUGCUCUUCUGCACGGCCUCGAAGCCCUUUCGCCUCGUCAUGAUUUGGAACUGCCACGGGUCCAGCGUAUCCAAGCUCAGGUUUAUCCCCGUGAGCCCCGACUCCACCAUGCUGUCGAGCUUUCUAUGCAGCGAGAUGCCGUUUGUAGUAAUACACAGCUCCUUCAGUCCAUGGCUUCGAAGCGAGCCGAUCUGACUCAUCAGCGGCAGAAUGUCGCUGCGCACUGUCGGCUCGCCGCCUGUGAGCCUAAUCUUAGUAACGCCCUGCGAGACGAAGCUGGAAGACAGCAUGACAAUUUCUGGCGUUGUGAGAAGGUCGCGGUUCGGAGAAAGAGGCACGCCCUCUUCGGGCAUGCAGUAAAGGCAGCGCAAGUUGCACCGCUCGGUGAUGGAGAUGCGCAGGUAAUCAUGCUGCCUGCGGAAGUUGUCGGUAAGGAAGUCGGAAAAGGGUUUCGCAUCGCGGAUCUUUUCUCUCCGUGACGGUGCAAGUUGAGUCUGUGUAUGUGAUUCGGUAGAGGGAGUUGCUGCUGCUGCUGAUGUUGCAAAUCGCCGCCUUGUAGUGGCGUGCCUCGUGCAGCUGGUGCGGGCGACGAGGCCUGCCCUCAUGCUCUUCAUGGCGACGAAUGUGGUGAUGUUGGAAUUAAUACAUUUGAUAAUAAAUACAAUCGGUAAUGAGCAAGAUGUGGUGCAGUAUCGUUUCAGAACAAGCAGACAAAAUGGAUGUUGGAGAUGUUGGAGAAGAAGAAAACGGAUUGCAAAUGGC
Molecule: messenger RNA, 3974 nt
Organism: [Torrubiella] hemipterigena
Lineage: Eukaryota; Fungi; Ascomycota; Sordariomycetes; Hypocreales; Clavicipitaceae
Source: the annotation of a GenBank genome assembly